This is a messenger RNA of Castor canadensis (American beaver), 927 nucleotides long. Its product is annotated as olfactory receptor 12D1-like. NCBI's taxonomy places the organism in Eukaryota, Metazoa, Chordata, Mammalia, Rodentia, Castoridae. The record is from RefSeq and is a predicted model, not a curated record. Gene Ontology annotation, molecular function: G protein-coupled receptor activity; olfactory receptor activity. Gene Ontology annotation, biological process: G protein-coupled receptor signaling pathway. Gene Ontology annotation, cellular component: membrane.
AUGUUGAAUCAAACCUCAGUCACUGAGUUUAUUCUCCUGGGAGUGACAGACAUCCAAGAGCCACAGCCUCUUCUCUUUGCUGUUUUCCUCACUGUCUACUUUGUCAAUGUGUCUGGGAAUGGAGCCAUCCUGACAAUUGUCAUCUCUGAUCCAAGACUCCACUUACCAAUGUAUUUCUUUCUGGGAAACCUGGCAUGUCUAGAUAUCUGCUACUCUACAGUGACACUGCCAAAUAUGCUAGAGAACUUAAUCUCCACAAACAAAGCAAUUUCUUUCUUGGGAUGCAUAACCCAGCUACAUUUCUUCCACUUCUUGGGUACCACAGAGUCUCUGUUGCUGGCAGUGAUGGCAUUUGACCGCUUUGUGGCUAUCUGCAAACCACUUCAUUACACUGUCAUCAUGAAUCCUCAGCUCUGUACCCUGAUGGCUGUCACUGCCUGGACCAUUGCUUUUUUCCAUGCCCUUCUACACUCCAUAAUGACAUCUCAUUUGAACUUCUGUGGUCCCAACCAUAUCCAUCACUUCUUCUGUGAUGUUAAACCAUUGCUGGAGCUGGCCUGUGAAAACACUGAGCUCAACCAGCAGCUGCUCAAUACUGUCACAGGGACCAUUGCCACUGUCCCCUUCUUUCUCACACUUCUCUCAUAUUUCUACAUAAUCACCUAUCUCCUCCUUAAGACCCAUGCCUGCAGCAUGCUUCAGAAAGCACUGUCCACUUGUGCCUCCCACUUCAUAGUGGUUAUUCUUUUCUUUGGUCCUGUUCUCAUCACCUACAUCCGCCCUGCACCAGGCAACUCCAUGGACCAAGACCGCAUCAUUGCUAUCAUGUACAGUGUGGUGACCCCUGUACUAAAUCCAAUGAUCUAUACUUUGAGGAAUAAGGAAGUAAAGGAUGCCUUGAAUAGGAUGAUCAGAAGGAAGCUCUGA